Messenger RNA from Panicum hallii, 2426 nucleotides. RefSeq names its product probable protein phosphatase 2C 39. The transcript has 6 exons. NCBI's taxonomy places the organism in Eukaryota, Viridiplantae, Streptophyta, Magnoliopsida, Poales, Poaceae. Gene Ontology annotation, biological process: protein dephosphorylation. The coding region runs from base 679 to 2235 and encodes 518 amino acids. The record is from RefSeq and is a predicted model, not a curated record. Gene Ontology annotation, molecular function: protein serine/threonine phosphatase activity.
GUGAGUCCGUUGCUUCCCUCCUCCUCCCUCUUCCCCUCCUCUCCGUCCCGUCCCCCACCAGCCACCGCCCCGAUAUAUUCGCCGCGGCCCGCACCUCCCACCAAAUUCCCGUCCCACAUCUCCCCCGCGCCGCAGCCGCAGCCGCAGCCGUCCCCUCCUUGCUCUCCCAGCCGUCGUCCUCCUGCCACUCCCUCCGCUCCGCCCUCAGCUUGCUCGGCGCUUCUCGGAUUGGCGGCGCGGGGUCGGUCAUUGGCAGAGAGGGCCGGGUCUUCAAGAACGGGCGGCGCUUUUUUUUUUCCCCUGAGGCGGAUUUGGCCUGGUCCCUCGCCCUGCUGCGCGUUGGAGGGGGUGAGCUCGGGAAUGGGGGGAGAGCAGGGGCUGCGUCGCCUGGCCCGGUUCCCAUCUGUCUGAACUUAGAUGGAUGCAUCUGUGAACGCCAAGAAGAAGGUUAGUUCCUGCGGGGGUACUGGUCACAGCCGCUGUGGUGAAGUCCAUCGAGCCACCGUGCGCUCCGGUCGUAUGCGAAGCAACCCCUUCUCACUUCAGGUUUGGUUCGCGUUUCCAUUCAAGUAUAAAGGAAGCAAUAUUGGGCAUGGCAUUUGAAUAGCAUCAGAACAUUUAAAACAAAGCUUUGCAGCAAUAUUACAUCAUAUUGGUGUUACACUUCUUUACAAAAACAUGGUGGACGAAGAACUGUUUUAUAAGGACACUAGUGAUCACAGCAUCAGCUCUGAGGAAGAAGAUAUGCUUGUGAGGAGUUGUAGCAAUCUCAAUGUCAGCUUUGGGUACCAUUGUGAUUCUUAUACAAGCUUUCCUUCUGAAAAUGAUCAUGAGAAUGGCAUCUCUCCUAGGAACAUAUUUGGGACUAAUACCAUGAUGGGCUCACGAAAUGGCUCAUUUACUUGUUUAUCUGGUGCUGCAAUAAGUGCAAAUUUCACACUGGCAAAUACCAAUAUCUGCAAGGGUCUUAUUGGUGAAGAAAUUUUACCAGAACUAGAUUCUCCAAAUUCCUUUAGAAAAAUUGUUUCUUCUCCAUCAAUGUCAAGAUUGGACUCGUUCUCCAACUCACAAGGCAGCCCUGAGAGCUCUAUAUUUGAAAUCAGUAAAAAUACUUGGAGAUCCAGUGCUCCAACAGCUGUAUCAUCCAAUUUUCUGACUAAUACAGAGGUGAAAAUGGCUGGCGGAGCUGCUGGGGAGGAUAGAGUCCAAGCUGUGUGCUCAGAGAAAAAUGGAUGGCUGAUUUGUGGAAUAUAUGAUGGAUUUAACGGGAGAGAUGCUGCUGAUUUUCUAGCAGUAACUCUAUAUGAUAACAUAGUAUAUUACUUGUACUUGUUGGAGAAUCGGAUCAAGCAACAAAAUGGUCUAUAUGAUUCAGCAGAAAGCUCUCUUAGUGAUGUUAAAAGUGAGCUAACACUAGCCAUGAGAAUGGCAGAAAAUGAAGACAUAAAAUUUUCUGAAACAUUUCGAGCUGGUGUGCUGAACUGCCUUUCCACUGCUGUUGAGCAAGCUGAGAAUGAUUUUCUAUGCAUGGUUGAACAAGAGAUGGAUGAUAGACCAGAUUUAGUUUCAGUAGGAUCUUGUGUUCUGGUUGUGCUUCUUCAUGGAAAAGAUUUGUGCAUCUUGAAUCUGGGAGACAGUAGAGCUGUGCUUGCUUCCAUGCCAUAUGCAGAAAAGGGCACCUUAAAGGCUACUCAAUUAACGGAGACCCACUCACUUGAAAAUCCAUUGGAGUACCAAAAACUUAUAGCUGAUCAUCCCAACGAUUCUUCAGUUGUAAGGGGUAACAAAAUAAAAGGAAAGCUGAAGGUUACUCGUGCUUUUGGAGUUGGCUAUCUAAAGCAGAAAAAGUUAAAUGAUGCACUCAUGGGCAUUCUCCGUGUUCGUGAUUUGAGCAGCCCACCUUACGUUUAUACAAAUCCACACACAUUGAGUCACAAAGUUACAGAUGAUGAUUUGUUUGUCGUGCUUGGUAGUGAUGGCUUAUUUGAUUUCUUCAGUAACAAUGAAGUUGUUCAGUUGGUUUAUCAGUUCAUGCAUGAUAGUCCAAUGGGAGAUCCUGCAAAAUACCUCAUUGAGCAACUUAUACUCAAAGCAGCCAGGGAAGCAGCUUUAACAGCUGAAGAAUUGAUGAGGAUACCUGUUGGGAGUAGGAGGAAAUACCACGAUGAUGUGACCGUCAUUGUUAUCAUCCUUGGAAAUGCACAGAGGACGAUGACUGCAUCAACUUCCUUGUGAGAGAAUGGAGAGCAAGACAGAGGAGCUAUCAGCUGGUAAAAUUUUGUGGGUGUUCGCAUACAACUAUUUCGAAUAAUAUGUUUUUGAUUAGUCUGGUGUGGUAGUCAAUAAACCAAAAAUCUGUAUAUAUCCUUUUGGAAUUUUGGUUGUGAAUCCAUUUCAGUUUUCAUCUGCUAAUCUUUCUCUGCUAA